Messenger RNA from Mus musculus (house mouse), 7592 nucleotides. RefSeq names its product poly (ADP-ribose) polymerase family, member 8 (gene Parp8). Bases 1676 to 3244 code for a protein of 522 amino acids. Gene Ontology annotation, molecular function: NAD+-protein-cysteine ADP-ribosyltransferase activity; NAD+ poly-ADP-ribosyltransferase activity; NAD+-protein mono-ADP-ribosyltransferase activity. The transcript is spliced from 26 exons. The record is from RefSeq and is a predicted model, not a curated record. Lineage: Eukaryota; Metazoa; Chordata; Mammalia; Rodentia; Muridae. Gene Ontology annotation, biological process: protein auto-ADP-ribosylation.
GGAAAGAGGAGGGGUGGUGGUGGUGGUGCGGGAGAGGCUGGGAGCUCCAGGGAGUCUUCACUACCUACACUGUCACUCAGCUCCCGGCUCGAGUGGCAGUCGGGGGUGGGGAAAUCCAGCCUGCGCGGAUGGCGGAUACUAUUAAAGCCCCAGCGGCGCGCAGCCGGGCCCGGUGACCCGCGGCGGGUGCGGGAGGGUCUGCGGCUGGCGGGCGGCGCUGCAGCAGCCUGGGCACGGCCGCCGCCCGCGGGCGCGAGUGUGCGCGGGUGUGGGAAGGCCGGCGUGCGGGCCGCGAGGGGUGUGCGCGCGUGAGUCGGAGCGGGGCUCGCCCCUCUCCGGCGCCUGCCGCUCCACAGCUGCCGAUCGCUCUCCAGCGGUCCCCGGCCCCCUUCGGGCCCCUCGUUUUCCUACGGCCGUCAGUCCGGGCGGGGGUGGGGGGGGAGGGAGAAAGUGAGACUCCGUGUCAUCACCAUCCAUUGUCAGAACAGGAGGAAAUUGGAAUCCAGCAGCGGCGAGCAGCAGCUGGGCGGUCACAUCUGGGAAUGCAAAGCCGACCUCCUCCUCCUCCUCCUCCUCCACCUCCUCCUCCUCUCUCACCCGGGAUCACUUCCGAAACCACUUCGCCUUCAGCCCCUGCCUCGGCCAGAGGUUUCAUUUUUAACUGAAUAUUUACGAAAGCUGGAAGCGUGCGAGGGGGGUGGGGUGGAGUGGAAAUAGCGGCUGCUUCUUUUCCAGGGAUUUAUUUAAUGGGGAUGUGUUCAAGGCAAGAGAGAAUUCAGAAGGAUAUCGACGUCGUGAUCCAGAAGUCAAGAGCCGAGAAAGACUGCCUGUUUGCAGAUUUCAGAUACUCAGACUCCACCUUUACUUUCACCUACGUUGGCGGCCCCAAAAGUGUAUCCUACUCCGUCCACGUCUCAGAAGACUACCCAGACAACACGUAUGUGUCAAGUUCAGAAAAUGAUGAGGAUGUCCUAGUCACUACAGACCCAAUUCCUGUCAUUUUCCAUAGAAUAGCAACAGAAUUAAGGAAAACAAAUGAUAUUAACUGUUGUUUGUCCAUAAGAUCUAAGUUACAAAAGGAAAAUGGGGAGGAGUCAAGGCAAAAUAGUACGGUGGAAGAAGACUCAGAGGGUGACAACGACUCUGAAGAAUUUUAUUAUGGAGGACAGGUGAACUAUGAUGGGGAACUACACAAGCACCCUCAGCUAGAAGCUGAUCUGUCUGCGGUGAGAGAGCUCUAUGGACCACAUGCAGUUUCUCUCAGGGAAUAUGGGGCUAUCGAUGAUGUAGAUAUUGAUCUGCACAUUGAUGUCAGCUUUCUGGAUGAGGAGAUUGCUGUGGCCUGGGAAGUGAUUAGAACAGAACCUAUUAUUGUCCGACUACACUGCUCUCUUACACAGUAUUUAAACGGCCCAGUGCCCACGGUUGAUGUCUUUCAGAUUUCGACAAAAGAGCGGUUUGGAUUGGGACAUCAACUGAAAAAAAUCAUGCAGACGUUUGUUUCUCAGCAGUGGAAACAGAGCAAAGACAAGUCCAAUUGCCCGCACGGUCGCCCAGCUAUCCUCCCCCUGGUUGUGGCAAAAGCAAAUCCAAACUGAAACCCGAACAAGACGGCAUCUCCAAAACACACAAGCUGCUGCGGAGGACUUGCUCCAGUACUGUCAAAGCCGAUGAUAUGUGUGCCAAGUCGCACAGGACCUUCGGGCGCUCGCUGUCCAGCGACCCCAGGGCCGAGCAGGCGAUGUCCACCAUUAAAUCGCACAAACUUUUGGGCCGGCCCUGCCCCUCAGCCGGCAAGCAAGAGGACUGCCUCACACUGAAGUCCCAUAAGUUAUUGACUCGAUCUUGUUCUGGAGACCCACGAUGUGAGCACAACACCAACUUGAAGCCCCACAAACUGCUAAGCAGAUCUUACUCCAGUAAUCUCAGAAUGGAAGAGUUAUAUGGCCUGAAAAAUCACAAAUUGCUCAGCAAGUCUUACUCCAGUGCCCCCAAGACAUCGAAAAUGGAGCAUUUCAAGGAACCCAACGCAGAGGGCAGGAGGCUCUCGCUUACCUCAGGGCUUAUCGGUAUUUUAACACCAUCAUCGUCUUCUUCCCAGCCUCCUACAAAUGGUGCAAAAAGCAUUCCAAUCCGAGACCGCGGCUUCCUGGUGCAGACCAUUGAGUUUGCUGAGCAGCGGAUCCCUGUACUGAAUGAAUAUUGUGUGGUGUGUGAUGAACCACACGUGUUUCAAAAUGGCCCCAUGCUUAGGCCCACAGUAUGUGAGCGAGAGCUGUGUGUGUUUGCUUUUCAAACCCUGGGAGUGAUGAAUGAAGCUGCCGACGAGAUCGCUACCGGAGCUCAGGUGGUAGAUCUGCUUGUGUCCAUGUGUAGAUCUGCGUUGGAAUCUCCUAGAAAAGUUGUCAUUUUUGAGCCAUAUCCUUCUGUGGUAGAUCCUAAUGACCCUCAGAUGUUAGCCUUCAAUCCCAGGAAGAAGAACUAUGAUCGUGUAAUGAAAGCUCUGGACAGCAUAACUUCCAUCAGAGAAAUGACACAGGCACCCUAUCUGGAAAUCAAGAAGCAGAUGGAUAAACAGGACCCCCUUGCUCAUCCACUUCUGCAAUGGGUCAUCUCAAGUAAUAGGUCACAUAUUGUGAAACUGCCAGUCAACAGGCAACUGAAGUUCAUGCACACGCCACACCAGUUCCUCCUCCUCAGCAGCCCACCAGCCAAAGAGUCCAACUUCAGAGCCGCCAAGAAGCUCUUCGGGAGCACCUUCGCAUUUCAUGGCUCUCACAUUGAAAACUGGCACUCUAUCCUGAGGAAUGGUCUGGUCGUUGCCUCUAACACGCGUCUGCAGCUCCACGGUGCAAUGUACGGAAGUGGGAUCUAUCUUAGCCCGAUGUCCAGCAUAUCAUUUGGUUACUCAGGGAUGAACAAGAAGCAGAAGGUGUCAAGCAAGGACGAGCCAGCUUCCAGUAGUAAAAGCAGCAAUGCAUCACAGUCUCAGAAAAAAGGACAGCAAUCCCAGUUCCUGCAAAGCCGUAACUUGAAAUGCAUAGCCUUAUGUGAAGUGAUCACGUCACCUGACCUGCACAAACAUGGCGAGAUAUGGGUUGUCCCGAACACGGAUCAUGUCUGUACAAGAUUCUUUUUUGUUUAUGAAGAUGGCCAGGUGGGAGAUGCCAAUAUCAACACACAAGAAGGAGGUAUUCACAAAGAGAUACUCCGUGUGAUUGGUAAUCAGACUGCGACUGGUUAAAGGAAGACCACGUAACAGGAUCUGAAAAGCCUUCCUCGGGUUCAAAGCUGGAUUUUGAACUGAAGAAGAUGACAAAAUAAUUUAUUGUUAUUAUAAACAAAAUUAACCCUUUGAAUACUGAUUUUUUUUUCUUUUCUUAGUAUUUCUAAAUAUUUCAUUAAAUGCCUAAAAUGGUAUAAGAUUUACCGAUUGUAGGGUUAUGGAAUCUAGUAAAUAAACAUUAAACAGCACUUAAACUGAAGUUUGGGUUGCGUACACAAUAAACAGAUUGAAAAAACAGUUUUGUGCUGAUAUUUUUAUAUGAAAUCCUUUAAUUGGACAUUCGGUAUCAUAUACUGCUAUUAUAGGAUACUGAAGUAGAAUUGAGGUCGUUCUAUAAUGGCUUCUAAAUCUGCCAGACAGUCUGCAAUAAGUACAAUGUCUGCACGUGGCGGUGUGCUCAGUCAGUGUGAGUCACACCAACAUUUGAAUGCCAUAGGAGGGAUAUUCCUAUUCUCAUGUCUUUUCUUAUAAAACGGCAGUUAGGUCCAGAGGCAGUGCAAUGCCAGAAGGCUUGGAGCACACCCAUCUGUAGAUGUCAUGUUUCAGGAUGUGCGAUUGAGCACAUGUGUGCAUGUUCAUGCUGCAUGUAUUUUGACAGCAGAGAUGGAUAGCUUCUUCAUUCUGUCAUUUAGUGAACAGAAAAUCACAAUCAAUAGGCAGUAAGUCUGGACAUAAACUGAAAAAUGAGCCAAAUUUACUGUAGUUCAUUCACAUACACAAAAAAAUACUUAUACGCUCAUUUUUUUUCCCGAUAGUUUGAUGAAAUUUUUCACUGGUUAAUAUAACUAAUUUAAAAUGUUACCUGAAAGUCAACUAGGGGAAAAGUAAUGUCCCUGGUGGCUCACAUCUGUAUUUAAAUACUUAGUUGAUUUUUAAAAAGGACCAUAGAAGUAACCGAAAGUGCACAUUUCUUAUUUCUUCCAGUGGAGUUUACUUGUACCAUACCUGUAUUUUUGUAUUUUCAUCUGCUACCUCUGAUUAUUUUUUUCAUAUUGAGAAAGAAGGUCAACUCUGAAGCUCCUUUUACAUUAAAAGAACACAAGCUUACAGAGAACGCUCACCUCCCUGUCAGCACUUUGUCGAGAGUCAUGCGCUCAUCCAAUCCUUUCUGUUCUUUUGUUUCUUAGAUUCAUAGGCCUUUCAAGUUUUAACUGACAUUGUUUAUUUUGCUAUAUGAACGAUACCUUUGGAAUCAGACCAUUCAUGGGAGCAGUUUAAUUAGUGAGUUUGCCACUCUAUUUAGUCCCUGAAUCAAGGCUCCUAUCUGAUUUUGUGUAAACAGAAAAAAACUACAAACAUGUCAUCAUUUGCAGUUGUGGUGUAAUAAUUUUCCUCUUUAUUCCCUUUGGCAUAAAAGGUGAGAGGCGGGUCAUGCUUGUUGUCAGGGGUUGCAGUUUAGAAAGAUUUUACUGGUCAUUUGUUUUCCUUAUACUAUAAAUAAUUGAAAUGCCACCACUUAUGAAAAAAAAACAGAAUUGAAGAGGCUGGGAUACAAGUAGUUUAAUAGUGUCUGCUCAGAGGAGCAUCGAUUUGUUGUGACUUCUCCCUCUGAUCUAGGGAGUAAUAUCAGCAUAUUAGAUCCUCUAUUGAGCGUUCAGUGAUCAGUUAUUUGAAGACUUGUGUGGCAUGAGAAUAUCAUUUACUUCUUUCUACCAGACAUCCUAAGUCAUUGCAACAAUAUUUUGAGAUAUUUUCUAGGCAACAAAAAAGGAAGUGAUUUUAUGGGACGUUCUACAUGAGAUAAUAAUAUAAAGAUGUAAUUCCUAAAUUUAAAAUGGGUGCUUGUCUUAGGAUCCUCCUAUCAAGAUACCAGUGAGGAACCUCCGAAAAGUCUGUAGAAUGCCUCCUAGCUUAAUUGAAACCCCCUGACCUGUCAAUUAUGGUUUCAUUUAAUAGUUAGUAUGCUGUACUCGAAUAUGAACCAGAAGGGUAACCUGUAUUUGCAUUCAAGGGAAAUAAUUAAGAGGAGGGAAAACUGACAUCAAAAACUUCUACUGCCAAUUUAAGAGUACAAGAAAAUUUGCCUAUUCAAGUAGAAAAGUAAUUGGUAGUUUAAUACCCAUUUAAUACAACACAGCAAUGGGCAUUUUAUGAUAAUUAAAUGAGAUAUCUUAAAAUGAUCAUCGAGUUGUAUUACCUUCCCAGAAUUAGUUUCCCACAAUUGCAUCAGAACUUUUAUAAGCAAAUAUUCUAAAAAGAGAAAAACUUUUAUUGAACUUUUGAAAUUGGAACUCUUAUGAUAUAUUAAUGAAAAUGCUUAUAUUUCUAAAGGAUGUAAUUUCUACUAAUACCAUUAGCUGGUGAAUACCCUACUUCUAAAACUCAAGGUCUCUAAAAAAUUCAGAAACAACUAUCAUCCUAUGACCCAGUUGCCCUAUUAGGGUGAUUUUACUUGAUGACUCUAGAAAUUUUAGAUGGUAUUGCAGUUUAAUUAUCGUUGGAAAUCUAUCCAUUGUCUUUUAUAACAGUAAUAUUAGCUCUUUAGUCAUUGCUACUCAGUACUACCCACAAAGCAAACCUCAUUCGUCAUAUAGAGUAGGGUCCAUUCUUUCUCAUGUUGCUAAUUUUAUGGAACAUUUCAUUAGGAAACAUUCUUCCUCUUUUGCUACAAAAUAGAGAUGAAAUGACUGGAAAUUGAAGCAGAGAAAAAUGUAAUGAGAUAUAAAUAAUGAAGUACUACAGAGUUGAGUGUGUCACAGUGAAGCACUUUGAUGUGCCCAGGAGUAUGAUAGGCUGGGAGUUAAUCUCAGUCAGAUGUUGGGUUCAAAGGUUUUUUAUUUAAACUUGAAUUUUAAAAGUGCCAUAUCCUUAGAGUUGCUGUGAAACUCUGUAGAAAUAAGAGAUGAACCCAAGUUGAUGUGAUUGUUCCUCCUUGGAAAUUUUAAGAAUAUGGCAUAGUAGCCACUCAGUUUCCACUCCUCUACUGAUUAAAAGUGAGCAUUAAAUAUGGAAGUCUAUAAUCUUUAAUACCCCUUGAGACUUUUACCAAUGUUUGCCAAAUUGGUAAAAGUUUCAUUAAUCAUAACUUGUUUCAGGACAUGCAGUUUCAGAAAGCAUUCAGGACAAACUCAUCCACAACUUUCAUCACACAGUAAUUUAAUAUCACGAAGGGCCACUCAAUCUUGGAUCAUCUCUCAUCCAAAUGAAUAGAGAUAUCAUGGUCACAUUUGAAGCACAUUAAAGAAACACACUAUCCUAUUGGCCUGCUGAAUUCUUCGUUCUAACACUACCUCAGCACUAAAGAGUGACUGCUUAUAAAAGCAAAUUGGUUUCCAGAGUAAGGAACAAAUACAAUUUUACAGACUGAAGUCGUCAAAUCAAUCAACAGUUGAGACCAUACUAGACACAGACAUUGCCGGCUCCUUCCCAAGGGCAGUAGCCUAGGCAUCUUAGUCACAGCAAUCAAUGACAUAGUUAAUGAGUUAUUGCAAAGGAUUUAAGUGGCAUAAUUAUAAGUCAAUUAGUUCACUGUUAGGCUCAUUUUCUACAUGGGCCACUUUCAUGUCCAAUCACUUAAGAGCCACAGUUACGCACACGAAAGGGUUAAAGAGUUUAAAGAGCAAAACAAAAUAACCCCAGUUGCUGGGCUAGAACGACAAACUGAAUAUUCAAAUACUGUUGGCAACUAUUGCCUAUGAAAUUUUUGUCAGCUCAUCUAUGGAUUUGAUGUAUAUUAUUACCCAGUAAAUUUUUCUUGGGGACUUUGUACACACCAUGAAAUAUAGACUAAGUUUUUGUCAGUCAAAAGUAUUUCAAGUAGCUUUUAGACAAAACAUAUCCAUGAGUGUGAAAACGCUGUCUUGAGGAAUAGAUUACGUUACCCAUUUACCAGCAAGUCCACAAAAAAUAAAAUAAAAAAUAAAAUAAAAAAUAAAAAUAAAUAAAUAGUACUUACUUACAUAGUCAACGUCAUUUAAUGUUCUAAAACAGUUUCUUCAAAUCUGCCCAAUAUUUAAUGUAUCAUUUGAGAUUUUUAAAACUGCAGCCACAUCUUUAUGUAAACAUUAAGGUAUGCCUAUGUUUCUUUGACAACCUUCUUUACAAGAAAUUUCUUGACUUUUGUGCACAGAAUAGUAUUGCAACCUGCUAUUUAGCCUUUGGUGCCUUAGAGUUAUUCUAACUAUUUAACAAUAUGUACAUAAUGUAAAUACUGCCAAGAGAUCACUAAGGCCAAAUAUUUUCUCUAUUCACUUUUUAUUGCACUUGCUUUCUAUUGCUCCCUCAGCCUCUUUUAUCCAGCUUUGUAAUAGUUCUACCAUUGUAGCCGAUGUACAUGUUUACUUUCAAUAAAUCUGGAUUUGUUCAA